AUGCAGAUUCAGAACUUGUCAUGGAAGCUGACGCAGCACAGAAAGUUUCACUUUUCCCCUGAUACGAUUGCCAAAUUUGAUCCCAAAAUCGUCGUCAUCGGGUUUCUUGAGUUCAAUGGAGCAAGCGCAACCGAGCAGGACUCGCACGGCGGGUUGCCGGCGGAGCAAUCCGUUCGUCGUCUUUGAUUUUGCCGAAGAGGACGAGCGUGUGGAGAAGGAUGCCGAGAUGCUUCUCUGCAGGUUUAAGCAAAGGAAACGCCGCCAAUCGGUUUCUCCUAUUGAUAACCAUACUUUCCUCAAAUGCUUUGCACCAAUUCCUACUCAGCAAAGGGUAAUUAGCAGCACACUAAUUGAUCUUGAUAAUGAAGUUGCACAAGGUGCAAAGUGUCGAAAAGAUGAAAUUAGCAAUGGACCAGUUGACAUUGAUGUUGAAGUUGCACAAGGUGCAAAGUCUCAAAAAGGCGGCAAUGGACCAAUUGAUGUUGAUGCUGUAGAUAAUGAGAUUAUCAAAAAGGGGAUUUCUGGUCAGGGUUUGCUUUCUGUUCCUUCGAACUCUGAGUGUGAAGAAGUUGGUGCAAUUUCAGAUGAUGAUGACUCAAUUGAAAUAAGUUCUCCACUGGCUUCUGCCUCUUCUCUGGCAGAGAGCAUAGUUUCAUCACAAGAACAAGUUUUGGUCUAUGGUACUAAUGGAACUCGAAACGCCAGAGAAAAUAAAGAAGUCAUCAUUUCUUCAGAUUUUAUAGUGUAUGGUGAGAUAUAUUGUACAGAGGCUCAGUUAACUUUUUCAGAUGCUGCCCUUAAAGUGGAGAGCUCAACUAUGAAUGGGACGGAUAGAACAUUUAGCUUUGAAUGGGCUAUAGAUGAUAUAAUUAGUAUUGAGUCUGAAUGGUGUGGAAGGGUUGAAACUGCCUUCAUAAGUCUAGUUCUUAGAUCAAAGGAUUCUAAAACAGCUGGCAAUGCAGAUGAGACUUCAGUUAUUGAGAGUUUGAGGUUUUCAGUUUAUGAUUCUUGUUGGUCUGAAAAGCAGGAGGCAAUCCAAUCCUUGAAUGUGAGAUACAAGGGUUUAUGGAGAAUUACUCUUGACAUUGACAGAGAAAAUGAAGGAAAUGCCUUAAGGGGACAGCAUUCUGAGGCUUUCUCAAACCUUUAUCUUUCUAAUUUGCAUGAAUGUUUUGAAGAGGUUAUCUAUCCAGAAGGUGACCCUGAUGCCAUUUUGGUUAGAAAGAGAGAUGUUGACCUUCUAUGCCCAGAGACAUUCAUUAAUGAUACUAUCAUUGAUUUCUACAUUAAAUAUCUGAAGAAUAAAAUUCAACCUGAGGAACAGCAUAGGUUCUACUUUUUUAAUAGUUUCUUCUUUCGCAAGCUUUCUGAUCUGGACAAAUAUCCGUCAAGUGCUUGUGAAGCAAGGGCAGCAUUUCAGCGUGUUCAUAAAUGGACAAGGAAAGUUGAUAUUUUUAAAAAGGAUUACAUUUUUAUUCCUGUUAACUACAGUUUUCAUUGGAGUUUGAUUGUCAUUUGUCAUCCUGGUGAAGUGGCAAAUCUCAAAGAUGAUGAACUUGCUGAGUUACCUAAGGUGCCUUGCAUCUUGCACAUGGAUUCAAUUAAGGGAAGUCAUAGAGGCCUUAAAAAUCUUUUUCAAAGUUACUUAUGUGAAGAGUGGAAAGAGAGGUGCGGUGGGGCUGCAGAUGAUAUUUCCUCAAAGUUUUUUCAUUUACAGUUUGUCCCUUUGGAGCUACCACAGCAGGAGAAUUCUUUUGACUGUGGCCUCUUCUUGCUCCAUUACGUGGAACUCUUUAUUCACGAUGCCCCAACUAACUUUAGCCCUUUGAAGAUAUCAAAGUUCAGCAACUUUCUCACUAGGAACUGGUUUCCACCUGUUGAAGCUUCUUCAAAACGUUCUCAUAUCCAGAGGUUAAUCUAUGAAGUCCUGAAAGAUCAAUCUUAUAAAGCAUCUUCAGCUAGUAGUGUUGAUGGAUAUCCUCUCUUCCAUUCACCUCAAAGGAUUGAGCGGGAAACUGGACUGGAAGUUCUUGGACAGGAUCAUUCCUCAAAUUGUAAUAAUGCUCAGGAGGGAAUCAAAAUUUCACAGUCAGGUGCAUACCCUCAAACUCCCAACCAACAAAUUGAAGAUUCUAUAGCAUUUGAAGAGUUCCUUAAGCUAGGAAACUAUGGGCGAUCACUCUCUGAUAGAAAUAAUUGUGAGAUUAAUACUCUUCCUGGGAGGAAUGCCAUGUCACCAGUAGAGGAGGUUGAAGUGACCUGUGAAAAGAUUGCUGUUGAUACAUCAUCUGAGAUAGAUAAUAGGCAAGUUGAAUUGCAAACUAAAUCCCCUUCACGAGCAAGAUUCACUGGUAGAUACAAUUCGGCAUUGGAACCACCACAGAAUCAGCAAGUAUUGUUGCGUGUGGGGGAUUCUUUUUCUGGAUCCUCCGGUAGUGAUUUUCAGAUGUUGACAGAGAUGCGGCCAGAAUUUGAGGGAUGUAUACAUUUGGAUAGAACUGACAAACCUGAAUCUUCUUCAUCCUCAAGUGAGUAUCUUGCUGACUGUAUUGUUGAAGAUUCUGAAGAUGAUAGUGCCAGGAAGUACUGUGAGAGUAAACGUGAUCCUUCCUCCUCUUGUCGGGAAAUCCCAGCUUUAUCCUAUCGAGAAGCAGAGUCAAAGAGAAACACUAAUGCUGAAAAACAUCAAAUACUAAUGAUCAAUGGAGAUCCUGCACAAGUAGUAGUUCAGGUAGACGAAUAGCAAGGUGCCAAAAUGCCAGGUGAUGCAGAACAGAGUGGAGAGAAGAUCCGCACCACCAAGUUAUGCCAUACGUAACACGACGGAGGACAAAUGCAACAGCCUUGUUAAUAGUUAGAAUACUAUCAUGUAGAAAACUUUAAAUAAUAUCAAAAAAUUGUUGGGUGUGGGCCUCCUGGUAUUGGAGACUGCCCCCUCAUCCAAUGAUUUCUAUGUUUGCUAUCUGAUGAAGUCUGAAUUACAAAACAAAGAAUUCAAAUGAUGUUGUUAUAUAGGUAAGGAGAAAGCUCAGCCCAUCACAAAUUGUAAAAAGGCAAAAAACGAGAAGGUAAGAAUUUUGAAAUGUAAAAUGUUCUUUUAUAGGAACUGCAUCAUCUCAUGGUUAAUGAAGUUCAUUUCAGUAU
This is a messenger RNA of Rubroshorea leprosula, 3144 nucleotides long. The record is from the annotation of a GenBank genome assembly. Lineage: Eukaryota; Viridiplantae; Streptophyta; Magnoliopsida; Malvales; Dipterocarpaceae.